AUGAAAAUCACAGGUAUCAUGAUCUUUUGGCCUCUCUUCAUGAUAUUAUUGGAUGAAAUUCAGGCUUCUAAAACUGAAGUCAAAUGCAAUUUCACUGAAAAAAAUUAUUCUUUGAUCCCAACGGAUAUUAAUAAAAAUGUUACAAUACUUGACCUCAGUUAUAACCAAGUUACUUUGAAUGCUACAGACAUAAAGAUUCUCCAGAUGUAUUUUUUACUCACUGAGCUCUACUUAGUUGAAAAUAGUAUCUUUAUCUUGCAUAAUAACAGCUUUGGUAACCUCUCCAAUCUAGAAAUUUUAAAUAUUUGUAAAAAUUCCAUCUAUCUAAUUCACCAGGAUGCUUUUGUAGGCUUAAAUAAACUGAAACAGUUACAUCUUUGCAAAAACAAAAUAGUUCAACUGGAUCCUGAUAUGUUUUUGCCUGUAAAAAACCUGGUACUUCUGAAUCUGCAAGGCAAUCUGAUGAGUUCUUUUGAUGUUCCAAACCAAUUUCAUCUGGAAUCAAUAAUUUUAUAUGGAAAUCCAUGGAACUGCUCUUGUAGAUUACUCAAUUUGCAAAACUGGUUGAACACAUCAAAUGUGAGACUAGAAAAUGAGGAAAUCACCUUGUGUAGAAACCCUGAUGACCUGAAGAGCUACAGUAUUAAAACAGUACCUUAUGGUAUUGAAUGUCACUCAAAAUUUUCAUCUAUACCUGAAGAUCUUUAUGUCUCUUUCAUGUCUAUUAGCAAUUCAACGUUUAAUCAUUCUUUGAACAAUUUAACAAGAAAUUCAGAACAAGAAUAUUUUGGGAAAAGUUGGGCCUUUCUUGUAGGUGUUGUUGUCACUGUACUGAUGACUUCAUUCCUCAUUUCUCUGACUACCAAAUGCCAAAAAUGGUAUAAUUUUCUGCUUAGUUACAACCAUCAUCGCCUAGAAGAGCAUGAAGCAGAAACCUAUGAAGAUGGCUUCACUGGCAAUACAACUUCUCUUUCACUGUCACCUGACACAAACGCUGAAGAUACAACAAUAAUAUUUGAACAACUACAUUCAUUUGUGGUAGAUGACGAUGGAUUUAUUGAAGACAAAUAUAUAGAUACCCAUGAAUUACGUGAAGAAAAUUAA
Messenger RNA from Chrysochloris asiatica (Cape golden mole), 1104 nucleotides. It is a transcript of the gene LRRC19, whose product is annotated as leucine rich repeat containing 19. Bases 1 to 1104 code for a protein of 367 amino acids. The transcript has 4 exons. The record is from RefSeq and is a predicted model, not a curated record. Gene Ontology annotation, molecular function: signaling receptor activity; protein binding. Gene Ontology annotation, cellular component: plasma membrane. Gene Ontology annotation, biological process: interleukin-8 production; positive regulation of non-canonical NF-kappaB signal transduction. NCBI's taxonomy places the organism in Eukaryota, Metazoa, Chordata, Mammalia, Afrosoricida, Chrysochloridae.